CUUGAGCCGGCGCAAUGGCCACCUCCGCUGCCUCCAUUCGCGUCCUCCUGCUCCUCGCCGCGGUCCUCCUGCCCGGGACGCUGGCGUGGAGCAACUGCCCCCCGCCGGCGCCAGGCGGGGGUGGCGGGCACGGCCCCGGCCGCCCGUGGUACCCGGCGCCGGGGAGUGGCUCUGGCUCGCCAACGAGGCCUUCCCCCGGCUCCGGCUCAGGCGGCGGCCACGGCUCGCCGCCCCACCACGGCAAGCCGCCCAAGCACCACGGCAAGCCGCCCUCCAACUGCCCGCCCUGCAACCCGCCGUACUCCCCUCCGACGCCUCGGCCGUCGCCGCCCUACGUGCCGCCGUACACCCCUCCGACGCCGCGGCCGUCCCCGCCCUACGUGCCGCCGUACACCCCUCCGACGCCGCGGCCGUCCCCGCCCUACGUGCCGCCGUACACCCCUCCGACGCCGCGGCCGUCCCCGCCCUACGUCCCCCCGUACACCCCUCCGACGCCGCGGCCGUCUCCGCCGUACGUGCCGCCGACGCCGCCCUACAUCCCGCCGUACGUGCCGCCGUCGCCGCCCUACAUCCCGCCAACCCCGCCGUACGUGCCGCCGACGCCACCCUACGUCCCGCCGACCCCGCCGUACGUGCCUCCGACCCCGCCGACGCCGCCGGCGGUGCGGACGUGCCCGAUCGACGCGCUGAAGCUGAACGCGUGCGUGGACGUGCUGAGCGGGCUGAUCCACCUGGUGAUCGGGCGGGAGGCCAAGUCCAAGUGCUGCCCGCUGGUGCAGGGGGUCGCGGACCUGGACGCGGCGCUCUGCCUCUGCACCACCAUCCGCGCGCGCCUGCUCAACAUCAACAUCUACCUCCCCGUCGCGCUCGAGCUGCUCAUCACCUGCGGCAAGCACGCGCCGCCGGGAUUCAAGUGCCCGCCACUCUACGACUGAUGAGCUAGGGAGAUAGAUCACCGGCCGGCUACGCCUACUGGCAUGAUGAUGGGAUCAUGCGCAAGCUAGCAGCGUGUCUACAACUCUGUGUCGUCGUGAUUUCUUUUGGUGUUCUUGAGCAGUAGUAUGUGCGUUUCGUCAGGACUCGGAAUCGAAAACUUUUCGAUCUCCUAAGUGUGUAGCUUAAUCAGUCGAUGCAUGUAUCAUGUCGCUCUUGUCUUCUGGCGACAUGCAGCGGCAAGUAUUGGGUUCAUUUCAAUAGCCAUAUAUCAUUGUGCCUAA
Messenger RNA from Panicum hallii, 1217 nucleotides. RefSeq names its product 36.4 kDa proline-rich protein-like. NCBI's taxonomy places the organism in Eukaryota, Viridiplantae, Streptophyta, Magnoliopsida, Poales, Poaceae. Bases 15 to 935 code for a protein of 306 amino acids. The transcript has a single exon. The record is from RefSeq and is a predicted model, not a curated record.